Messenger RNA from Hepatospora eriocheir, 483 nucleotides. Lineage: Eukaryota; Fungi; Microsporidia; Hepatosporidae. The record is from the annotation of a GenBank genome assembly.
AUGACAAGAAGUAUUGAAAAUUUAGUAGCUUACACUCAAGUAUUACAUGAGUUAAAAAUGAAUCUAGAGAGUACUAAGAGAGACUACAAUGAGAGAAGAACAGACUUAUCUUUAAUUGAUAAGACUAUUUAUGAGAAUUUAUUUACUUUAGCAGAAGAAACCAUUGAUAAAUAUAGUAAGAAGAAUUCUUUGUUCGGAAAUUCUAUUAAUGAGUCAACAACACAGAUGAAUAACGAUGGUUAUGAUUAUAACCAGGAUAAUUCUAAUGUUAAGAGACAUUAUUGUACUAAGCCUGGUUGUACCAAGUCCUAUACUAGUAAUCAUGGUCUUAAGUAUCAUAUUGUUCAUGGACAUAGAAAAGAGAAUGAAAAGGUUGCGAAGCCUUUUGCUUGUCCAAUUGAUAAUUGCGAAAAGACAUAUAGAAAUUCUAAUGGUUUAAAGUACCAUUUGACAAAAGUUCAUCCAGAUUACUAUAAAAAUUAA